Bombina bombina (fire-bellied toad) is the source of this 3849-nucleotide messenger RNA. RefSeq names its product laeverin (gene LVRN). Gene Ontology annotation, cellular component: cytoplasm. Gene Ontology annotation, molecular function: metalloaminopeptidase activity; zinc ion binding; peptide binding. The transcript has 20 exons. Gene Ontology annotation, biological process: proteolysis; peptide catabolic process. The record is from RefSeq and is a predicted model, not a curated record. Lineage: Eukaryota; Metazoa; Chordata; Amphibia; Anura; Bombinatoridae. Bases 15 to 3020 code for a protein of 1001 amino acids.
CCUCCUGGAGUAAUAUGGGUCCUAAGACUUCCUCGGGCUUCUACAUUAGCAGAACCUCAGCUGCACUGCUGGCAUUGCUUGUGGCUGUGCUACUCCUGGCACUCACUGUACUAGGUGCCCUAUAUGCCAGGUCUGGGGCACCAGAUCUAGCGAUAGAAGCACCUGGCAUUAGCAGUGAUAUUGAUAAUGUCACCUCAUCUCUUACCUUCACCGGGGAUCCUACCCCUGAUCCCACAGAGCGCCCUGGUAUCUGGAACAACCUGCGCCUUCCCCACCAUUUAGUGCCAGUGCACUAUGAUCUGGAACUAUGGCCCAGAGUCAUUCCAGUAGAUAAUGAAUACCCACUGUCUGGACAGGUGAAUAUCACCAUAAAGUGCCUGGAGGGGACAGACAUUGUUCUGCUGCAUAGCUACAAACUGAACUUCUCCAGGGCUGAGCUAAAACUGCUGGGGAAGGAGGAGGAACAUUAUGAGAGUGUGGAAGGGAACAGCCAGCAGCUACAAGAAGGGAUCAGUACAGACACAGUAAAGAGGGGAAGCAAACCACCCCUGGUGGGGAAGAGUGUGAGGAUAAAGAGCAUGUGGCUGUCUGAGCUCCAUCAAUACCUGGUCCUGGAACUAGAUGGGCAGCUCGAAGCUGGGAGCCUUUACCUUUUAGAAUUUGAUUAUAAUGGCAUCCUGUGUGAAGGAGAGACCGGGCUCCAAUUCAUAAAGUACACUGACUUUAACGAGACCAAAGUCAUGUUUGUAUCCAAGCUGGAGCCCACCGGUGCACGUAAGGUCUAUCCCUGCUUUGAUGAGCCUGCUCUGAAAGCAACAUUUAAAACUAGAAUUGUUCACAACUCAAGCUAUGUGGCUCUUUCAAAUAUGGCUGAAAUAGCUGUGGCAGAAAGGCAAGAUGUUGAUGGAACUAUAUGGUCUGUUACCUCAUUCAACACCACGGUGAAAAUGUCAACCUAUAUAACUGCAUUUGUAGUUUGUGACUUUGAUUUUGUCAGCACAACUGAAAAGGGCAAGCAGAUUCGCAUUUGGGCCCGCAAAGAGGUAGUGCAGAAGGGAUAUGCUGACUUUGCUUUGAACAUUUUAGGCCCAAUCCUAUCAUAUAUGGAAAAUUUAUUAAAUAUCUCAUAUACACUACAAAAAACAGAUCUUGUUGCAAUACCUUUUGGGGAUGGUGCAAUGGAAAACUGGGGCUUAAUGACUUUUCAAGAGCCUUCUUUGAGUUACAAUCCUGAGGAAAGAUUCAGCACACUUAAAGCAUAUAUUUGCCUGAUUGUUUCACAUGAGAUAGGACACCAGUGGUUUGGAAACCUUGUUACCAUGAAAUGGUGGAAUGAUAUUUGGCUGAAUGAAGGUUUUGCAUCUUACAUGGAAUACGUUGGUGCUAGCUUUAUUGACCCCAGAUUAAAACUGAACGAAUUAUUUAUCGUGCAUAGCUUACAACUCAUGUUUGAAAGAGACAAACUGGAAGUUUCUCGGCCUUUGUCUGUGGAGAAGCAAUUUAUUAAGAAUGGUGAUAACAUAUUGCCAUUAUUUGAUGAGGUCACUUACAGCAAGGGAGCUGCUAUGAUUCGAAUGGUAACCAACUUUCUAACUGAAAAGCUGUUUAACAAAGGGAUAAGCUCAUACUUGAAGACAUUUUCAUUCUCAAAUGCUGACCAAGAUGAUCUAUGGAAUUCUUUGCAAAUGGUUAUAGAUGACCAGGAUGAAGUGGUGCUACCAGCAUCAUUGAAGCAGAUAAUGGACUCCUGGACGUGGAAAAAAGGGCUACCAUUUAUAACAUUAAAUACGACAACUGGUGUGAUGACCCAAAGCAACCUUGUGCCGGAUACCGCAGAUAAUCAUACGUGGAUUGUUCCUGUCACUUGGAUGAAAAAUGGACUGCAGCAGCCAACAUUCUGGCUUGACAACAGGGCUAAAAAUGUCCCAGAAAUGAAGAUUUCAUCCGAUAAAGAUUGGAUUAUUUUAAAUGUAAAUAUAACUGGAUAUUACAGGGUAGAUUAUGAUGAAAAAAACUGGAACCGUUUGGCACAGCUUCUUGAGAAAGAUCCAAAGGUUCUUCCAGUUGUUAAUAGAGUGCAGUUGCUUGAAGAUGCAUUUGUGUUGGCAAACUUCGGACACAUUGAAUAUGAAACUGCGCUAAAUUUAACAAAAUAUCUUGACAACGAAGAUGAAAUAAUUGUGUGGUAUACAGUAGUGAAGUACAUAUUGUCCUUAGACAAACCCUUAGUUACAUAUAGCUCCUUCCCACUGAUAAAGAAAUAUAUCUUAAAACGAAUUAAACCAAUAUUCCAUCACUUUUCAAGUGUGAUUCGCAGAAAUGUUGAGGAAACAGCAGAUGACUAUUUUAUACAUAAGUGCAUCAACACACUUUUUAAAGCAGCAUGCACCUUUGGAUUACAAGAAUGCCUGGAUUUGUCAAAAGAAUUGUAUGCCAAGUGGAUAAAUAACCCAUCCAAUAACACAAUACCAGAAUCAAUUAGAUGGUCAGUCUAUUGCUAUGCCAUUGCAGAGGGUGGGGAAGAGGAAUGGGAGUUUGCAUGGAAAAAGUAUAACACAUCAAACACUGAUGAUGUUCAAGAGACAGACCGUUUAUUGCAUGGCUUGAGCUGUACAAAGGAACCAUGGAUACUUAAUCGUUUUCUACAGAACAUCAUGGAAAUAGAAAGUCCAGAUCACAUUGUAUUGGAUGUCUUACAGAAUGUUAUAAAAAAUGAAAUAGGAAGACACAUUGCAUGGGAAUUUAUGAAAGAAAAUUGGGAACGUAUCAAUGCUCUGGUUGCAGACAAUAAGGAACAUGUGUACGGUGCAAUAUUCUCAACUUUGGGAAGGAAAGCUACUUCCGAUUUGCUGUUUCAAGAUAUGAAAUUGUUCAUCAAUAGUGCAAUGAAUUCGACUGAAAGUAAUGAUGUCCAGCACGAGCUUGAGACUCAAAGGAAUGCCAGCAUAGAAUGGAACAGUAAAAUGAACACCAGAAUUUUUGGCUGGUUCCAGAAGAACACAGAGGAUGCUGACUUCUAACAUAUUGCACUUGGAUUUUAUAUAUAAUUUUCUAGGGGGAAGAACGAAAGAUUUCUUCCUGUAUAUAAACUUUCCAGUGUUUUCCACCUAAAUAGGAGAACCCUUAUUAUAUAUAUAUAUAUAUAAAUAUAUUUUUAUACACAUUUUAAGUACUUGAUUAAAUUUGUAAUAAUUCAGGUUUUUUAAAUUUUGGGUUUAAAUGAAAAGAAUGAUAUCCUAUUCUACAAUGCUUAGUUCAUUUAUAAGUGAUCUGAAACAAAAUGUAUAUAAAAAAAAUUCUGUUUACAAGAAAUCUGUUGAAAUAGUUGAUAUUGCAACUGCUGAUGCCGGUGAUAAUAGGUAAAUAUUUAAUGUGCAGUAGUAGCUUUCUAUGGGAGUUGUUAUGAUAUAAUAGCCCCCCCCCCCUUUGCAAAUGCUAAAAUAGUUGUAGAACUUUUUAAUAUAGGUACUUGUGCUACAGCCACCAGACUCCAGGUGCCAUUGUUAUUUAAUGCCCUGCAGAUAGUGUACUUUAACUAAACAGUAGUGAGUCGUGUAUAAUCCUCUCAAUCAAAAGGACCCUAUAAAAUAAAUUUGGUGUCACUAGAUGUGUAGUAGCUUCAGCCUCCAUUAUAGAGUUUGCACAGGAUCUAGCCCUCUGUCUUUUAAAGCCUAUGGACAAUAUAUUUCAUUUUUAUUAUAUUCCUGUAAAAGCUUUAAUUUAUGCUGCUAUUUAUAACCUUAUAUAAAGUUAACGUAUUACACCUAAACAAGCAAGGCCCUUUUUUUAGACUAUUAUAAUCUGCCAAACCAUAUUUAAAAAAAUAUAUAUAAUAAUUUCAAAGAUAUA